This is a messenger RNA of Dermacentor silvarum, 983 nucleotides long. RefSeq lists its product as uncharacterized. Lineage: Eukaryota; Metazoa; Arthropoda; Arachnida; Ixodida; Ixodidae. Bases 541 to 966 code for a protein of 141 amino acids. The record is from RefSeq and is a predicted model, not a curated record. The transcript is spliced from 6 exons.
CUGUAAAGCCAACUAUGCAGCGAAGCACACAGCCUACUCCGCAGCCAACUCCGACGCAUUCGACAGCCCCUCGACUAACAGGAACAACGGAGCCGGCAACGACUACGCAGCUUACGGCUACCACAGUGCAAGCUAGAGUGACAACGACUGCACCUUACGUCCCUCCGAUGGCUGCUCCUCUCAUCUGCGUGUUCGGACGCCGGACGAGCCCAGUCGACGGUCUAUCCCGAAGACGGGCUGUGUGACUACACGUUCUUCGACUCGUUAGAAACCAGCGGCGGCAACUCCUCGAGCGGCCUUCGCGGCCGAACGAUCGUUGCCUACACGACGCAGUUCGAGAGCUUCCUCACGGCUGCCUCUAAGUGCGAGAAGACGCAAUUCGGCGUCGGAUUUGACUCUACAAAAUAUGCAGAACUGCGAGUGCUUCCAACGCACCCGAGCACGCGUCAAAAUCUGGACGACCUGUGGAACCGCAAGAUCUUCCACUUCGGCUUCUUGAAUGUGGAUGCUUUCAAGCACAACGAAGCAGACUUGGAAGGCAUGCUGCGUGCGCUCAAGGAGAUAGCGUCCUGGCAGAGCACUAAGCGGACUUCGCAGCACCAGGCGUACACCCUGAUCGCUUCAGCAUUUAGGAUGACGGCCGGCGCAGAUUCGAUAGCGCAGAAACUCCGGGAUGUCUACACGCCUGACAUUGUCGUCACCAAGGCGCACUAUUACGGUGAAGACAAGACUUCCGAGGACUGCCUAAUUGUCCCUCCAACAAUCAUGUUCGUUCCGAGCGGGCAUCCUUACUUCUACAGCAUGAGCACGGCACACGAAAGCGUGCGACUGGUUACGCAAAAGUGGUCUCGACGCGAGCAUGGCCGUGUCGGUGACCAUGUCCGGCCGCUGGUACAAGCCACGCUACCCGGACCCGCAAGUGACCGACCGACCUGGAAACUACUCCUUGCUCAGUGCUUGUACUGACAUGCCAGAUGACCAGA